Branchiostoma floridae (Florida lancelet) is the source of this 7528-nucleotide messenger RNA. Its product is annotated as histone-lysine N-methyltransferase SETD1B-A-like. The record is from RefSeq and is a predicted model, not a curated record. The transcript is spliced from 19 exons. The coding region runs from base 185 to 6100 and encodes 1971 amino acids. Gene Ontology annotation, molecular function: protein binding; RNA binding; histone H3K4 methyltransferase activity. Gene Ontology annotation, cellular component: Set1C/COMPASS complex. Lineage: Eukaryota; Metazoa; Chordata; Leptocardii; Amphioxiformes; Branchiostomatidae.
CUGCUUACACUCCCCGGUCUCGCGGUCCUGGGUAUUUGUUUGCAAUGGCUGAGGAAAGGACCGACGGACUGUUACGAGUUUCGCACAUUUUGCGUCCAGGCUCUCGUGCCGCCAGGCUUGUGUCGACGUCGCUGGUCGCGCUGUGACCGCCCUGAGACCAGGAGUCAGCCGAUAGUCCAGAACGAUGGAUAGUUUAGUGCAUGCGUCCCGAAAACCGGAGUCGAGCAACAGUGGGUUGGAUUCAUGUGUUCAGAGUCUCAACGGUUUGCCCGAUCGGCGAGGGGGUCACGGGGACAGGAAGGGCGGCCAUGCGGGGCACCACGGCCACUGGCGCGCCUACAAGCUGCUGGUCGACCCGGCCCUCCAGAAGGGGCACCAGCAGAAACUGGACAAGGUGUACCGCUACGAUGGAGUCGUGCAGGGGAAACCUGACCUGUACCCGCCCAUUCACGUACGAGACCCUCGCCGCCUGUCGCGACUAUGGCGUAGAAACGAGCCGGCUGACUUACCGGUUCCCAAGUUCAAGGUGGACGACUUCUACGUGGGGUCCCCACCGCGCCGCCAGAUCACGUUCUCCAACCUGAACGACAACAUCAACUCUGGGUUCCUCCAGGAGAUGUGUAAGAAGUUUGGCACCAUCGAGGAGAUGAAGAUCUACCACCACCCCAAAACCAGGAAGCACCUGGGGCUCGCUAAGGUCGUGUUCGCCACGACAACCGCAGCGAAGGACGCGUCCAACAAGCUCCACCGCACCUCCGUCAUGGGGAACAUCAUCAGUGUGCAGAUAGACUCAAAGGGGAAGAUCCGUGAGCAGCUGUACGACAGUAUCGUGCACAACAAGCCGAGCCAGGAAGCGCCGCAGGUCAGCAAGGCCGACCCGCGCCGCUUGUCGCUGGACGAGCGCCCGCACGCAUUCAUGCCUCCGCAGCGAAACCUUCCCAUCAUACCUGAGGCCCACCACAGACCUGAAGCCCCCCUCCCUCCUGCACCCCUACCUCCCGCACGGCAUGACGUGGUACCUCCCGUGUACCCACCCGUCCCUCCUGAGGUGCACCCUGCAGGUGUUCCCCCAGGUGUGCCGCCAGGUGUUCCGCCAGGUGUUCCCCCAGGUGCUGCAGGUGUGCCGCCAGGUGUGUACCAGCAGCCCCCGAGGCCAGACGGACACAAGGGGUACUACAGCGACCCCCGGCGGAGACUGUCCUCCGAGGGCGGCGCGUUCGCUCCUUACGACAACGUCUCCGCCCACAACUCGUUCCCGCGCCCGCCCGCGGGGAUGGACGACCAGGGCUACUACAGCAACACGCCCUCCAGCUACUCUGGGCAGGGCUACCACGGCAACAGUUACCAUAGCAACACGCCCAGCCUGUCGGAGAGCACGCCCAGCUACGUCCCCACCCCGUCCAGUUUCCACAGCAGUGGACAGACUCCGCAGAGCUAUCCGGGCGGCGUACAGCCGCCAAAUUUCGCAGUCCACACGCCGGGGAGCUACUACUCAGGUACGCCUGUUGGUUUCCAUGGCAACACGCCCCAAUACUCCGGCAACACCACCGCUCCAGUUACGGUGGUCGCUACCACCGCUAGCACCACGGUGAGCGUUGCCACGCCGACCCAACCGCCGGAGGACCCUGCACAGAACGGCGGUGAGAAACCCGCGGAUAAGGGCAGCCUGAGUCUGGACUCGCGUAUCGAGUUACUGUUGAAGCAGCAGAGAACGUUUCCCGCGCUCGGCGGCAUGUCGCCCAGCUACAGCGAGGAGGAGAAGGGUGAAAGGUCGCCCACGCCGCCCCCCCUGGAGUCCUUCACGCCCCCUCACGACGCCUCCCCCCGCCCCCCUCCCCAGAACUCCACCCCCUCCUCACUACAGCUUCUCAAGACUGAUGACCUGCUGGAGGAAAUCUCGCCCGGCUCCUUGGCAGACAGUGAUGAGGACAAGAACAAGGGGAAGAGCGCUGGCAAGGAGGAGGAGGCUGUUACUAUGGUUACAGACAGGAAUGCUGAGGUUCCCACCCCAGUGAUGGAUGAAGAGAAGGGGGAAGGCGACAUGGACAUCUCUUCAGGAAACGACUCGGACGACGACGACAAGAUGAGUCUCUCCCCCCUCAGCAGCCCCGAACAGUCCAAACUGGUCGUCAACCCUCCCCCGACUCCAGUCUACCCCCCGAACGUACCCCCUCCGAACUUCCCGCCCCCCAACAUCCCUCCCCCCAUGCUCCCCAACCCCAGCGUCCCCCCUCCUAACAUCCCCCCUCCCAACAUUCCACCCCCCGGGAUGGAACCGUCCGCCCCCUCCAUCCCCCCGCCUGGCCUCCCCCCUCCCCCUCUCCCCCCUGUGUCCAGUCUCCCCAUGCCCCCCUCGUCCGUACCCCCCUACAGCAGUAACUUCACCAACCCCAUGUUACCCAACCAGCAGCAGCAGCACCUGGCCCGCAUGGGUCUGUGGCGACCCGGCAUGCACAACUACGGUAACCAUGGCAACCAGCAACCCAAGGGUCCCUUCCCCUUCCCGCCUCCGCUCUCAGCCAAUCAGGGCCCGCCACGCCAGCCGCAGAUGCGGGGACCGCGCCCGUUCGGCCAGGGCGCGACCUUCCGCCCGUGGCGCCCGAUGUUCGACCCCACGGUGCCGCCGCCCGGAUACGUGCCGCCCGUGGAGAAGGUGGACCCGCACAAGCAGACGAUCGACGGGGUGAUGGAGAGGAUCGUGUGGGAGCUGAAGGAGAUCAUGAGGAAGGACCUGAACAGGAAGAUGGUGGAGUCUUCCGCCUUCAAGGCCUUUGAGACAUGGUGGGACAGGGAGGAGGAGAAAACCAAGGUUCCCGUUAAGUCUGAAGAGAAGGACGAGGACAAGGUCGUGGAGCCAGAGGUCAAGGUCAAACCGAAGCCGAGCAAGUCGCUGUUUGAGCAGCCGGCGGCGCUGCCCAGUAUCUCCAACAUGGACAGCUUCAGCCCGUUCGGACCCUCAGGGCUAGGGGGCCUUGGUCUGGGCAUAAGGGCAGCCAUGCCUCGGAUGCCUUCCUUCAAGAUGAAGAGAAAACCCCCAGACUCCCCUGCAGCGGAGGAUGGACACCCCCGUAAGAGGUCCCGGUUGGCGUCUCCCUCCAUGGACGACGGGUCAGCAUCAGACUCAGACGCUGACAAAGAGGACAUGUUGAGCCAGGACUCAGACCUGUCGCGCCACGGGACGCCGCUGUUACGGCGGGCGCACAGCCUGGACAGCGAAGGGUCAGAGGUCAGGGUAGCGCCACGCCCGGAGGAGGAACAGAAGAGCAUCAUCGAAGAUGAUGAUGAUGAAGAUGGGGAUGAGGAAGAGGAGGAUGAGGAUUAUGAUGAGGACGAGGACCUCGCAGAAGCUGACGCCUCAGAUGAGGAGUUUCCUGAGGAUGAGCUGAUGGUGUCUGAUGAUGAGGAUGAGGCUGAUGAUGAGAGUGAGGGGAGUGAGAGCGGGGAGGACUCUGACUCUUAUCUCAGCUCCUCAGACGAGGAGGAGACACUGGCAGAUGUCACGGAGACGGAACGUGAGUUCAGCGAGGCGGAAGACUCGGAGCAGGUUCUGGACUCGGACGCGACUCUGUCGGUCUCCCACCAGCGUUCAGCAGAGCUGGGCCAGGACCAGGCGGGGCCCAGGGUUAUGGUGUCUCCUGGUCAGGAACAGGCUCAGAGCAUCCAGCCCCCUCCAACACUGGCUGCCAGGAAACAGGGCCUAGCAACCCCGGAACACGCCUACAGCAAACAGGCUACCUCGCCCUCCGUACUGUCACCACGGUUACCAUCGCCACAGUUACCGGGCGUGUUGAUCCCCGGCAGCGACAGUAGGACUCUCCCCGUAGAUGGAGCGACUGUCGCACACGGGGAGGACAUCAGGUCUAUGCUGGAUCCUCACCUCCAGCUCAGGCACCUGCACAGAAUCCCCGCGGUGCCUGCAGGACCGGAGGACAGGGUCGGAGCCUCGCCUGUCCGACCCACGCUGCAGCUUCCCGAGAGGAGCGCGUUCGGGUUCAUGACGGAAGCGACCGGCGCGGUGUUGCCGUCAUCGCCAUUCCCCAUGGAGGACCUCCCAAGAACGCCGGGCGGGAACAUCGACCUACCCAGAACUCCCGGGCGGGGGAUGACCCUACAACUCCCGACCGACCCGGCGGCCGUUCCCGGCUUCCUGGCGCCAACACGAGCGGGAGCGACAGCCAUCCCGUCGUCCCCGUGGCGUGGAAUCCCGCCAUCGCCCUCCACCAGCUUGCCCGUACCGUCCUUACCUCCACUCCUCGCCCAGUUCGCGGACAUCGUGACUCACGAGGCCAUGCAGAGAGACGUUGUCGCCAAGGACGACAGUUCCGAACCUCCCGCCGCUCCACCGGACGCCGCGACAACGCCUCCUCAACUUCUCGCUUCUCAGGGGAAAUUUUCCAUUGCCAGUUUACUCUCGCCCCAGCAGCCCGCCCGUACGGAGCCGUUACCGCCCGCCAGGCUGCAUCCCGGGCUGCCCAUCACCAGUGAGGAACACCUGCGCAUGCUGCAGGCCAACUGCCAGCUCCCCAGGUUCCAGUCCCCGCCAAGACCUGUACAGCCUCCCGUACAACACAUGUUGCCAAACCAGGACCAGCUGCUCUCCAGAGCGAACAAUCAGACGGCAAACGUCCUGGCAAACGAGCUCUUGUCCCCGUCGAAGCAGACCGUCGCAGACUUGCUCGCGGCGAGUAGAACUCUUGAGAGAGACGUCGACGUGGAAGGGAGCGAUUCGGAGAAGACUGAGACGUCUUCCGAGCCGGAAGUUUCCUUGGAGGAGUCUCAGGAGCGGACGCCGCGGCAGAGAGUCUGCCCCUACAUGCUGGAGCACAACUACGCAGCACCGCUUCCCGAACACAACUACGCGGCCAGGCAGCCUCCAUCGCCAGCCAAGCCGUCUCUCACACACAAACAAUCCAAAACACGCACAGAGGAGCCGCCUGUUGUAGCGGCUCCCCCUGUCUGUUUGCCCGUGAACAUCAAGACAGAACCUCUCCCCAUAGAGGACCUACCCAAAGACAAGGAAAACGAGGCGCCGAUCGAAGUUAGUAUUCCUUCGGUCGACUUGGUCACGACAGAGAAGGAAGAACCCAAACAGCAUCGGAAAACUGCAGAGAAGGAGAAGGAGCAGAUUCUCCGAGAGCAGAUCACCAACAAGAUCAAGGAGGAAGCCGUGAAACCCGAGCCGCUGAGGUUCAACCCCAGAGACAACCUCAUGGAGAUGGAGGUCCUGUACGAGUUCCUGAAGACUGGGAUCGACCUGGAGGAUGUGAAAUAUCUGCAGAGCAGCUACGACUCCCUGCUGCAGCAGGAUAACAGUGGGGUGGACUGGCUCAACGACACCCACUGGGUCUAUCAUCCUCCAACCAGAAUUCCCAACCCUCCCCGCAAGCGGCGGAAAGACGACCCGACCCUGGGGGACCACAAAACAGGCUGCGCCAGGAGCGAAGGGUUCUACAAGAUCUCCUUCAAGGAGAAGACGAAGUACCUGCACCGGGCGCGGCUCGCAAGUGUGGUGGAGAAGCCGGAGGAUGAUCUCAUGGAAUCUCAGAACAAAGCGAAGCAGGCGACGCAGUCCUCACGGGAGGCACGGUCCAACCAGAGACGGCUGCUGGCCAGCUUCGGGGCCUCGUGCGGAGACAUCAGCGACCUUCUCAGGUUCAACCAGCUCAAGUUCCGUAAGAAGCAACUGAGCUUCCGGAAGAGCCGUAUCCACGACUGGGGCCUGUUUGCGCUGGAGCCGAUCGCUGCGGAGGAGAUGGUGAUUGAGUACGUGGGGCAGUGCAUCCGACAGACCAUCGCGGACGAGCGGGAGCGGCGGUACGAGGAGCAGGGCAUCGGCAGUAGCUACCUGUUCCGCGUGGACCACGACAUGAUCAUCGACGCCACCAAGAACGGAAACCUGGCCAGAUUCAUCAACCACUGCUGUAAUCCGAACUGUUACGCCAAGAUCAUCACUGUGGAGGGCUACAAGAAGAUCGUGAUCUACUCCAGGCGAGACAUUGCCGUGAACGAGGAGAUCACCUACGACUACAAGUUCCCCAUCGAGGACGAGAAAAUCCCGUGCCUGUGCGGCGCAGAAAACUGUCGGGGAACGUUGAACUAGGAACAAACUAACGACUACAAGUUCACCAUUGAAGACGAGAAAAUUCCCUGCCUGUGCAGUGCCGAAAACUGAAAUAGGAACAAGCUUAAUUAAGAACUGGGAAGGCGUUCAGGACAUUCAAGCCACUGUUCCUCUUUCAGAGACUUUGCCCAGGGUUAGGUUGGUUGGCACACUGUCUCACUUCAUAACUUUGAUGGCCAAAAAUGUGGUGUUCUUCAGCAACAAAGCAAACUGCACAGCACUGCAGCCGUGUGUGGUCGCCAAGUUGUGCUGUUUUAUCGGUUGGUUGGAGCAUCACAGACACAGAACUCGAGAGCCAACAGAACUGGACGGUAGUAAAUUCCGUAGCGCGAGUUGGACGUGUUUUCCAGCGAUCUGUCCAGUCAGCUGAUUGGCUCAUUUCUGGUAACCAUGGUUACAGUACGGGUGGGCCGUCAGCAGCCAUCUUCUCUCCAAGACUGCAGAACGUGAAGAGAUGUGUUUGUAUGGGCACACAUUGAGAGAUACAGAUAUAUAAAUAUAUAUAUUUUCGCUGUUUGUGUUACAAAAAAGAGGACUAUUCAAUAACGAUUUUGUUUUGAGGAUGAAAAGAACUUUAUUCCUGUCAUGAGUUGAAUUUCCUGUGCAGAUGCUUGUAUGUGUCCCUGGUCAGUCCAGGCCUGGUAACCAUGUACGUGUGUGUUGACCUUUGUUGAACUUGUAAAUACUGUUAUCAUAGUUCAGACGUCAUAUUUCUAAGAUUUUCUCAAUUUUGAAUGUUUACAAGUAUUUUGAUACCCUUUUGAGCAGAAAGUCGGUUAAUGUGACCUUGGUGAUAUAUGACCUUAAGAUUUGACCUUUGCAAGUUAUGCCACCUUGGUCAUUGAAAAACAUCACCUUGAUGAGAUAUGACCUUGGCUUGACCUUGACAACAUUUGACCUUGUAAAUUUGACCUUGGUACAGCUCCAGCAUGUUCCUGUGAGUGAGAAGCAGCACCAGUGAAACACCACGUGUGCCUGAAAUGUUCUAUAUAAUUAUGUACAGACGACUGUCGGCUCAGUUUUUAUAUUUCUUUACCGAAUGUUGUUGUCCCGUAAAAAGACUGAAACCAGGCGUUGCAAAAUUGUCCGAUUUCCGAGCUUGGCUGCAGUAUUUGCGCCAUGCUUGUUCCUGAAGGAAGACCAUUUUCAGUACCAGCUGACGAGUCCCUGUGUUGUCGAACAAUAAUUGCUUGGGAUCUUGUGCUGUUGUGUGAAGUGUGAACAGAGUUCCUGGCCAGGCAGGUAUCAGGAACUGUCAGGCCACAUGUACAUAGUUUCCCUAUGCGGUGCCGAUAAGCACUGUAAUUAGGUAAGAAGUGAGGAUGCGGUCCUGACGCUAUUUUGUAUAGAAUGUGAUGUAUUAUAUGUUUCUGUACAGUAUUAAACCAAAUUUCCUAUCACAGAAAA